This is a messenger RNA of Spodoptera exigua (beet armyworm), 2358 nucleotides long. Lineage: Eukaryota; Metazoa; Arthropoda; Insecta; Lepidoptera; Noctuidae. The record is from the annotation of a GenBank genome assembly.
AUGCACCACCAGCUAGCGGUGUGUUGUAACAAAGAGGCGGACUUGCUUCAAGAGUACACAAAUAAAACCGUAGCCCUCGUUACCGCCCAUUUCGGCACAUCUUGUAAUGCGAGUAUUGUUUACAUCGACUUGCCGUUAUUAGACACGAACUCUCUACAAAUAAGAAAUAACAGUUUUAUUCAAAUAAGGAUCAACAUCAAAAGACAGAACUUGAGAGAAAUUGAUUUAUCUUCCAAUAACUUGCAAUACGUUACCAAGGGAGUCUUUAAUAACUUCCUGAAUCUCAGGAAACUUAUUUUAAGUAAGAAUAAGAUUAUUAAUAUAUUUGAGGAAAGUUUCUUUGGGUUGUCAAAAUUAGAAACUUUGGACUUAUCGGAGAACAAUUUGACUAUGUUAACAAAUGUGUUUACACCUUUGAAGAAUCUCCAGCAUCUGAAUUUAAGCAGAAAUAAUCUCGAGUUUAUCCAUGAAAAUUAUUUCAACAAUUGGCUGCUACAACACCUAGACGUGUCACAUAAUAACCUGAGGAAGCUAGCUCCGGGUGCUCUGCAGUUAUUACCCAAUCUAGCGCGGUUAUUACUCACUGAUAAUCCACAUUUGGGUAUUACACAAUUGGAUACCCAAUUAUUGGUCGGCACUGGACGGAGACUGCAACAGAUAGAUGCGUCUCGAACAGGAUUACACCAAGUACCCGAAGCAUUCACACACUCAGUACGCUUCCUAUCGUUAGUAGGAAAUAGGAUAUCCGCCGUUAGGUGCGGGGAUUUUGACAGUUAUCCUCUACUACAGUCACUCGAUUUUUCGGAUAACAAAGUUAUUUCAGUAGAAGACGAUUCUUUGGGCAGAUUGGAAAUGCUGUUAUUUUUAAAUAUUAACAAGAAUCUUCUUACGACUAUCCCCAGAUCGUUACCUGAUGAAUUAAAAUAUCUUUCUAUCAAUAAUAACCAAAUUAAGAAUCUGACAAUACCCGAUUUGAAAAACUUACCUAACUUAAGGAUAUUACUGUUACAAAAUAACGAUAUUCAUUAUAUUCAAGACCACGUAUUUGACGACCUUCUGUCAUUAGAGAUGUUAGAUCUGUCAAACAAUCCGAUACAAACAUUGUCGUGGAGUACAUUUGACGGGCCGCUGUCUCUGCGAGAUCUAAGACUGUGUUACUUAAACUUAUCGGUGCCAGAACGAGAUGGCUCGUUUCCAAUGUCGUCGCCAGAAAGCGUUCAGAUGUUACAUCUCCAGUCCAGCCCGGGACUGGCCAGACAGUUACUGGCUGACUCGGCGGCACUUGCCGCAUUUUCUCAUUUACAAUAUUUAGACUUGAGAAUGAAUAAUUUGUCGGAAAUCAGAAAUGAUUUGUUAUUUUACUUGGCACAACUGAAAACUUUAAGAUUACACGGCAACAAUAUAAAUUGUAGCGCUGAGUUAUGGCUCAAAGAUUGGAUGAACUGGAACAAGAGUUUGUCCAGUAGUGAAACUUGUUAUUACUCUACUUCUGAAGCUAAAGUGGAGAUAACUAAAUAUAACUGUACAUUCCCGGAAACGUUCACUAUAAGUGACAGCCUCCCGCCCGUCAACUUGUAUAGUACGGAAAUGAUAAACAAGUUAUUAAGGUACUAUGGAUACUUGAAUAAUAAAACUGAAAAACCAUUUAAACACACGACUAAUAAGAAUAAAUUUGAUUAUACAAAUAUGAAAUCUUCACAAUCAAAGAAUACGACGAUGAGCAAUUUAGAUAAAAGAGACAAUUUGCCAGAAUUAGUCAAGGAAAAUUUUAAAGGAGCUGAAAGAAACGAAAAUAAAAUCCCCAUGAAUGAUUAUAUGAAUGAAUCAACAAUUGUGAAAGCACGAGAGUCAUCAAAAAUAUUAGAUCAAAAUAAGCUCCAGAACGACCAGCUGAACAUCGAUCACAGAUUUUUAGACAUAGAACCAUUUUCCUCUGUAUCGACACGCAAUUAUAAAAAAGACAUGAAAGACGAUGACGGUCAUGUUUAUAUAAAGAAUAGAUCGGGGAAACGUUUGAAUACGCCCCUCAACGUUACAAAGAAAACAGAAAAUAUUGUCAUUGAAUCUAAAUCUGGCGCCAGUUUUAGUAAGAAUUUGGCCGGACCAGAAAACGUGACUGUACACGAAAUGGAGGCUUCUCACCCAAAGUAUAAGAUUGAAUAUUCACCCUAUCAGUCGGCUGAUAAGAGCUACGCUCAGUAUAUAGGUACAGUAGCAGUCUGUGGACUAAUAGUGAUGUCUUUGAUUUUAUGGGUGAGUUUUCGCCUCAGAUACAGAAGAAGAAACGUGUCCGUCGUGAAUACAGAAGCCGAGGACCAAAUAGAGGUGUCCAAUAUCUCGGGAGGGGUGUUAUGGUGA